AUGACAGACGCAGAAGAGAUGAAGAUCGACCCAUCGAGAGCCGCGGCGCUGGUCUCGCAGAUCAAGGGCGUGAGCGAGCGCAUCGCCGCCGUGGCGAACGGACGGAACGUCCGUCUGAUAGCCGUGUCCAAGCUGAAGCCGGCAAACGACAUCCUGGCCCUGCAGCAGCAGGCGUCGCCGCCACAGCUGCACUUCGGCGAGAAUUACGCGCAGGAGCUGAGCCAGAAGGCCGAGCUGCUGCCCCGCAGCAUACACUGGCAUUUUAUCGGCGGCCUGCAGUCUGGCCACUGCAAGAACCUAGCCAAGAUCCCAAACCUCUGGUGCGUCUCCAGUGUCGACACAGCCAAGAAGGCCCAACUCCUAAACAAGCACCGGGGCGAACUCAUCGCCUCCUCAUCCUCCACCUCUUCCACAGACAACCCCAACCCCAUCCCCAAGCUCAACAUCCACAUCCAAGUCAACACCUCCGGCGAGUCCUCCAAGUCAGGCUGCGAGCCGGGCCCCGAGACCGUGGCGCUCUGCCGCGCCGUCGAGCAGGACGCGCCGCACCUGCACCUGCUGGGCCUGAUGACCAUCGGCGCCAUCGCGCGCAGCGUGGCCACCACCCCCUCAAACGAAAAUGACAACGAGGACUUUGUGCGUCUGCGCGAGCAGCAGGACCUCGUCACCAAAGAGCUGGGGCUCGACAGGGAGCUGGAGUUGAGUAUGGGCAUGAGCGAGGAUUUCGAGGGCGCGAUCGCGCUGGGGAGCCAUGAGGUCCGGGUUGGGAGUACGAUCUUUGGGUCUAGGCCCGCGAAGAGCGAGGCCAAGAUUAAGGAGUGA
Messenger RNA from Anthostomella pinea, 822 nucleotides. The record is from the annotation of a GenBank genome assembly. NCBI's taxonomy places the organism in Eukaryota, Fungi, Ascomycota, Sordariomycetes, Xylariales, Xylariaceae.